This is a messenger RNA of Schistocerca gregaria, 8324 nucleotides long. RefSeq lists its product as uncharacterized. NCBI's taxonomy places the organism in Eukaryota, Metazoa, Arthropoda, Insecta, Orthoptera, Acrididae. The transcript is spliced from 23 exons. The coding region runs from base 1113 to 7367 and encodes 2084 amino acids. The record is from RefSeq and is a predicted model, not a curated record. Gene Ontology annotation, molecular function: zinc ion binding.
UAGUAUGCACUACGCAGACUAGGUAAGCCAGUUCUCAGAUCAGGGAAACGCAACAGCGCUAAUAGCAAUGAGAUGUUCUAACCAACCUGAUCGCUGACUAAAGGUUUCGUAAAUGACCCUGCUGCAGCUUUGGACGCCAUCUAUCGGGAACAAUUGAGCGAGAGGGUCACUGACGUCCGCGUGCAGCUCGCGCAAACGUGGCGCAGCUGACUUGUGCUGCCAUCUGCUGAAGUAGUAAGCAAUAUGGCGGCGAGUUAAAAGUAAAUCUUCGUUGAUAGAACACUUUGGGACAUGAUGACAACAUUGUAGAACUAAAUUUUUCGGAUCCUCUGAAUGAUGAUGAAUAUUAAACUCACACAUAGUUUAUCUCCUUAUUAAACUAAACUAUAACAGGCACAUAUAUGAAAACAUUAGGGAUUAACAUACAAAAUAAGCUUCAUUUUUAAAACAUUCGAGAUAUUCUUGAUUUUUCGUUGUAAUGUGAUUGUUCUGCCCGGAAAUUCUAAUCAGUUGACUACCAGUGAUGCCUCAGACUUCUCUUAUACAUUUCCUAAUUUAUGUUGGUAGUGCUGAUACAAGUGAAACCGCCAUAUCCUGUGUUAGAGUAGUGUACACAGAAAUUUGAAAGUAGUUGCGAUAUGUGAAAUUUGUGUUUGUUUCUGUGAGAAGACUGUCAAAACCGGGCUAAUACUGUGCAGUUUGUGAAUGUGUUGUGCCGGGAAUGAGAGAAGUAACACGUUUUGAUGGCGUUUGGAACGGUUGUUGUUUCGUGAAGAAAGCUUAGCGGAGUAUGGAAAGGUGAUGGAAGAACUUGCCUCUUGUUUGGUCGUAACAGGAUAGGAGUCAGGUGGCUAACGAUACGGGUAUUCCGUCCGCCGAAGUACUGAGAAGCGCUGUUGGUGUACAAACCAUUAUCCUAAAUGACCGGUGCUCCUGCCUCUGAUCAAAAAUUGUUACUUAUUCUCAACAUCUUGCAGAAGAUAGUUGUUUCACCAAAUUCAUGUCUGGAGAAUAAGUACUGCUAGUGACUAUUAUAAUUAUGAUUGAAAGAACUGAUGUAACUCAGUGGAAGUGCAUGAAGUCCCAUACUUGCUGGAUGAGUGAUCUAAGCAAUGGCCGGUGCUGAAGCAGUGUCUCCUGAGUUGGAUGAUGAGAAUGCUAAAAAUAAUGAGACCACAGGCUCAACAGUGCAAUCUGAGCUCUGUGAAGAGAAUGCUGACAAUGAAUAUGAGAUGGCAGAACUCCUCCUUGAACCAGAGGUGACAUUAAAUGAAGGAGAAUCGUCUGGAAACACUAAUGUUACCCCUUCAGGAUCUGUGCUGCGUGAAAGUGAUCCUAAAUGUAGUGAGGUUGCAAGUGAACAUAGUUUAAAUGUAUUAUCAGUGCCAUCAACAGCUACAGAUUGUGAAAAUACUAGUAGUAGUAAUUGUGAAAAAGUGUUGGAAACUGUGCCACCCGAGUGUGAUCCCAGUGAAAUACCAGGUGACCCUAGUAUAAAUGUGUUAGCAGAAAAUGAAUGUGUAAACAAAGUUAGUUCAGAGAGUGAAAGUAGUGGUGCAGUGGAAAACUCUGUUGAAAAUAUUAUUACUGUUGGUGCUGAAGGAGCUGCAGGGAGACUUUCGGAUGCUUUCAAUGCUGAGACAGAAACAGAUAAUGUAAAUGGGACAGAUACUCAGGGAUCUGGCAGUACAGGGGAUUUAAAUGUAAACUCUGUAGAAUUCUUCAGCACUGACAGUAAUUUCACUGAACUAACUAGCAACAGCUCUGAACCACUGGGUGUGAGUAAUACCAAAAUACCUGGUGUAGUGAUCAAUAAUGGCAGUGAAUUAUUUAGUCACAAGGAAUUUAAAGAGAAUACUAAUCCUGAAAGUGGGAGUGAUGUGCAAAAUGAGCACUGUGUUGCUGAAGAAGUCAAAAAAAUAGCUAAAGAUAGUGAUUCAGACAUUGAAAGAGAAAAGAGUGAAGCAAAACUUACAAAUUUUGAUGCCCAGCAACAUACAAUAAAUGUUCAGAGUCGUGGAAGUGAAAAUAAUUUCAGUCAAGUUUCUGACAGUAAUGAGGAAGUUACAUUAAAUUCUGUAAAUGUUAUAGAAAAUACCAGGGACUCCAACAGUGAAGACAGCACUUCUACUAAUGGUAACAAUGAUAGUAGUAACACAUUGUGGCAUAAGAAGAAUGUGUUAAAUAGUCACUAUUAUUCUGAACAUGUUACUCGAUAUUGUACUAACAACAUUGAGAGUAGUGGAGAUGCAAAUGUUUUGAAGUCACUUAAGCCUUGCAGUGUUAUCCUUGAAAGACUCAACACAAAUGUUAUUGAUGCAUUAAAAAAUAUUGGCAAUAGUCCAUCAGGCUCUUUCGAAUUAAGUAUUGAGAAGUCUAAUAAAAGGGCUGUAGUGUCUGCUGUAAAAAAUGAAAUCCUUUCUUUUGACCCUGCAGACUCUAACAGAUUUACCUCCCAGAAUGCCAGUUCAAAACUGGAAUGUAGUGGUGAGUAUAUUAUGAAAGAAAACAAAGUGAAACUGCCACCCCGGACUCCAAGAACUACAAGAACUAAAAAAAGAAAGAGGAGGAGAACUAUAUCAAGUAGCUCUAGUGGAGUUCAGACAGGAAGUGAAUCCGAUAGAACCAUCUGUAAUGAUGACAACAAGACUGCCACACAUGAUAAGUUGGAGAUCUCACGAAAAGAUGAGAAUUGUUACAAACAAGAACCAGAACGAAAGAAAUUGAAAACUGUUGAAGAAGACAGUAAAGAUGUUGAAGAUAGUGAUGUAAAUCAUGCCAGUUCUCCUUCAGACCCUAUAGCAAAACAUGGGACAGAUAGCUUAUGUAAUGUAAAAGAAUUUAAAGACAUUUCAUCAGUUGAUAUUACAUCUAGUCAAGAUGAUUCCUCAGAUUACCCAGUUGCUCCAACUGAAGAUCCACUUACUCUGGAUAGUAAGCAAAUGGCAGAUCAGGAAAACUCAGAAGAUGGCAGCAGGAAGGACAAUACGGAUAUAGGACAGAUUCAAAUACCAGCCUCUAUUAGUUUGGGUCAGAGCAACCAUACGACACUACCUGAGGAUGUUUCCAUUUUGAAUAGGGACUUAGGACAGGAAAGCCAGGCAACAGCAGUGUGCCAUACAGAAAGAUCUGAUGUGGAGACAAAUCAGGAAGGGGAACAAAGUGGUGAUUUUGAUAGUCAUGAAAAUGGUGUAGAUACAGAAGGGGGGUUACAAUUGACACUGGGUAACAGCAAUGUUAGUAAUAGGACAAAAUCAAGUUUCCAAAAUGGUACCCCUGCUUGUGAAAAUAUGGAUGCUGGUGGCUUUGGUAGUGAUGAAAUGCCUCCAGAUGCAAACAGCUUUGAAGGAAGUGUGAAAGAAAACUCUGUGACAGACAAAAAUUUGGGAGAUGCCGCAUGUAUAAUUCCUGAUAAGCCUAGAGUUGCUACUUUUGAAGAAACACCUGAGGAUCAAAAACCUGACCUUGCUUUUUUGUCAGUCUCAUCUGACACUCAUGUUGCAGAUACAAGGUUCACCAAUGUGCCUGUGAGACAGCUACAGAAAAAUAACAGAGCAAGAAAAUCAUAUACUGGGAAGGACAUCAAACAGUCUGAGCAGAAAUCUGGGCAGAAAUCUACACGGCCCCAGCGACAGGCUGCCAGGAAAGCUGAAACUCAGAUUAAGGUUUUAGCUGAGCAAGAUUCAAACUUCACAGAAGAGUUAGAGCAACAGGUUUCUGAAGAGGCUACUCAGAUAUGUUACCAGUGUUGUAGAAUACGUGUAUGUAAUCAUCAGGUUACGGUCAAUGGAGUUGUGAAAAAAAUUUGUUCAGAGGAAUGUGUUAAAGUUUUUCAAGCAAAAGGCGAUAAAAUAAAUAAAGAAAGAACCCCCGAAAUUGCCCAUCGCCAGAGAAAAUGCCGACAAUGUCAGAUUGCUGUUACGGGUAGUGAGAACAACUUGGCAUGGGAAACAAUGGAUUUCUGUCAAGAAGAGUGCCUAGCAAAAUUUCAGAAAGACCUUGGUGGAUUCUGUUGUUUUUGCAAGAGUGCUGUGCCUAGUGGUAGCCUGGGAAAGUACUGUGUGCGCUUCGGAUUUGACAUCAGGCAAUUCUGUCGCAGUACAUGUCUUGAAGAAUUCAAGAAAGGACUUAAAGUUUGUAGUUAUUGUCAGAAGGAUAUAUCAGGUGGAUCUGAAGGUUUCUUGGCUCCUGUUGGUGACCGAGGUCAAUUUAAGGAAUUUUGCAGCCAGAAAUGUAUGGAAAAAUAUGAUUACAUGAGUGGUAAUAAAAAACCUCCACCAGUAAUUCAUCAGUGUGCUGUCUGUAAUAAUGAGAAGCUGGUGACUAUCGAAGUGAUGUUGAAUGGUGUCUAUAACAAAUUGUGCAGUGAACCAUGUUUUGCUGCAUUUAAAUUUGUUAACAGAAUUAUUGCAGAUCAGUGUAAUGUAUGUAGGAAAUAUUUUGACCUGUCAAAUGCAGAUAAUUACGUUGCAUAUUAUGAUGAAGUACCUCGCAGGUUCUGUUGCAGAACCUGUAUGAAUGUGUUCAUACUGGCAAAUCGCAGAAUUGUUCCGUGUAACUGGUGCAAGGUGAAGAAAUACAAUUUUGAUAUGAUUAAGCGUGUAACUGCUAGGGGUGUCCACCUACUGAUGUGUUCACUUAAUUGUCUGGCAUUGUACCAGUACUCAGUCAGUGCCACACCUACAAAGCGGAUGUUGUGUGACAUGUGUUCAGUGUUCACGCGAAUGCAGUAUCACUUGGCCAUGUCAGAUUCAUCUGUUCGUAAUUUCUGCAGCUAUGCUUGUGUCAUGAAGUUUCAAGAGCAGUACAAAAAUUCCACUGGUGAGACAUUGACAGCUAGUACUCCUAUCCCAACAGGUGGUCCAAAGAAAGCAGGUAGCCACAAAAAUUCUACUUCAGCUCCGGCAAAUGAUCUUGCACAAAAGAAGGGUACAGCGCCAGUAAUUUCAUCAGUAACAUCAUUAUCACGCUCUCAUCAAAAUGCUAGCACUGGUCUGCCUAUUGGGAGUGAUGGAGAGGCUGGUGGGUGUGUAUCUACAGAUACAGUUCCUGUCGCAUCAGAAGAAUCUUCAGGUGUAUCUAUGAACCUUGGUGCACAGUCAGUCACAAAACCACAAGCAGUAACACCACUGUCCAGUGGAUCAUUGACUUCAUCUCUUGCCAUUUCAUCAAGAGUUCAAUCUGUUCUGAAUGACCUGGCAACAAAACAACCUGUGCCAAUUAGUGCACCAGUGCCUGUGAGUGAAUUCAUAGACACAGAAAUAAAUAAAAUUGAAACAACAAAACGAGCUACCUCGAGUCCACAAGGUUUACCUGUGGUAUUAGAUACAUUUUCAGAAAACCUACCGUCUGGUGUGUUGCCUGUAACUGGUGCAGUUGGGACAGCUACAACUAAUUCGAUGGUACCUUCUGCAAGUGCUGCAUCGGUAGCACUGGUAUCGAAUGCAUUCGUUGGAACUUCAACUGUGGAUGCUGUGUUACCUGAUAGUGGAGAUGGACCAGAUGUUUCAGUGGAUGCACAAAAAAAUCAGCCCAUUUCAAUGGUUCCAGAAAAGUUUUUAGCGAAACCUUCAACAGUAGGUGAAAUCUUUUCUGUAGAGACUGCUUUAGCCCUUGCAACUGGUGUACCAACAGAUUCUAGUAAAAAAGCUGCAUCACAACAAUCAUCUUCUCAGUCAUGGAGGGUGAUACCGGAAGAAUUACCAGAGAAUUCAUCACCAGCAUUGGCUGGUACGACUAGUUCAGGAACAGGAACCACAACUGCUGGAGGAAGUGGGAAACCAGUGUCACAUAUGGAAUCAGAUGCUACAGUAAUGAGGGUACUAGUGAAGGAGGUUGUUUGUAUUGAACCAGAGGAGCCACCAGAAAUGAAAAACGCCAGUGUUUUAACUAAACCAAUUUUACACAGUAAAGGAAUAUCUUGUCGUCCACAUCUGCAGUCUCGGUUAACACAGACAGAUCUGACGCUGACGAAACUGCCUUUUGUACCUAUACCAGUACCAGUUCCAAUAUAUGUCCCAUGCCCAAUGCAUAUGUUUACUUCACUUUUUCCAGUACCUAUGCCAUUCCCACUUCCUAUUCCAGUUCCAACCAUAAUACCCACUACAAAAAACACAUUGGAGGAAUUAAUAACUGAGAUAAAGAAUAUCAGAGAAAAGCUACCAGAAAAUCCUGCUGAAGCUGAAUUACUGACAAUGGCUGAAAUGGUUGCCAAUGAAGAAACAGAAGGCCAACCAGAACCAGGUGGUAAAGGCCACAGUGAUGAUGAUGUUACCGAAAUUGCAAAAGGAGAUGAGACAGCUGCUGUUUCAACGGAGGAAUCUAAUCAAGUAGCAGAAAAAGAAAGUGAAGGUUCAGAAAAAAAACAAAUCACCCCAAAACGGACUCGUAAAUCAUCAGUAACAGUACCUGAGCCUGGUGAAUUUUUAGCACCCUUGCCAGUGAAGUCAGGGGUUCGAGGAAAACCUGAUGCCCAUCUGAUGCUAAAGUACACUUUGUGCUUAAAGGCUUGGCAUUUUUGGGUGAAGGAUAAGAAUAAAGACUUGGAGAUUGCUGCUGGAGCCAAUUACAAACCACGAUUUAUCAAGCCAGAUAUUCUAGAACUUACAGCGGAAGAGUUGAAUUAUGCUCUUUGCCUCUUUGUCACAGAAGCAAAGAAGCCUAAUGGAAUUGAUUAUCCCCCAGAUGUUGUGUUCUAUUUCUGUUUGGGCAUCCAGUAUUAUCUAUAUGAAUGUGGAAGAGUGGAUAACAUUUUCACUGAUCCAUACUACAUAAAAUUUACAGACUGUCUGGACAAAAUUGUGCAAAGUUUCAUGGCUAAACAGAUGGCAUCAGAUGAAAUUGCCACCCGGGUGAUGGAGGAACAUCUGUGGGAAAGCAAGCAACUAGGUGCCCAUUCACCUGAUGUUCUACUUACUACCCUCAUGUUUUUCAAUACUAAAUAUUUCAAUCUUGUGACUGUCGAUGACCAUAUGCAACUGUCCUUUGCUCAUAUAAUAAAGCAUUGGAAAAGACCAGGCCAAGCAAGUGGAGGCACAUCGUCUGCUCUUCUACGGUUUUAUCCUCCACCAUCAAUGAGGGCUGAAGAUGGAAGAACAAAGACGAAGAAAAAGAGAAAGUAUGAGCAGCAAGAAAAUGAAGAAAAUCCACUAAGGUGUCCUGUGAAGUUAUAUGAAUUUUACUUAUCAAAAUGCCCUGACAGUGUGAAGACACGCAGUGAUGUGUUCUACCUACAGCCUGAGAGGUCCUGUGUACCAGACAGUCCUGUGUGGUAUACAGCAUCACCUUUGGGAAAAGAUCUCCUUGCAAAAAUGCUCAACAGGUUGAAAAUAGUGAAAGAAAUCAAUGAAGCAAUAUAUUGCUCUUAGGGACCAAUCAUAAUGCACACACGUUUGUACAUGUGUGUGUGGGUGCGUGCGCACACGUGUGUGUGUGUGUGUGUGUGUGUGUGUGUGUGUGUGUGUGUGUGUGUGAGAGAGAGAGAGAGAGAAAGAGAGAGAGAGAGAGAGAGAGAGAGCACAUGCACAUCUCUUGUCAUAUUCCAUUACUUUGUGUCAGUGACCUGUGUACAAGCUCAGAAAUUCAUUGUAAAAUGAUAUAAAACUGCUAUCUUACAGACUUAAUGAACUGAAAUGAAUGGAGUAGUAGUAAUAAAGUGAAAGACCUAUCUAUUCAGAGGUUGAUCUUAGCGCAAUAAAAUAUAAAGCUAAUGCUGCAGUGCAAGAAUUCGUUUUAUAUUUUUUGUGGAGCGAUGAAUAUUUAAAAAUGUGAUAAUUGUACAUUUUUGUUUUUGUAAAUGAACAGUGGGUGCUCAGCAAUGAACAUUUGCUGAAAUGAAACUGUGAUCAAAACUGCCAAUCCUGUUUCUGUUUCUUCCACCCCUCCCCCAUUUUGACAGUAACUUACAUUUUCUGAAAUUUCUUUCUUGAACAACAAAAUGAUAUUAAGAUUUUGAAAUAAUUUAUUUUUACUAAUGUAACAGACAUUUUUACAUUGUGUAUGAAGAGAAAGAGAGAAAAUGAAUAUGAAAAUCUGUGUGCAAAUGGCACUGCUCAGUGUUUGUGUGUGCCAGCAUUCCCUAAUUUAAACUGUGCUGGUUUGUGUAUAUUGUGUAUAAUAAUUGUAAAUUAUACAGAAAAGCAGUUACGUAAUUUUUAAAACUGAUUCUUGGUUUUUUAUUAAUUUGGUACCUCAAUUUCAAACUAUAAAUAGUCAGAAUUGCUCCACACCGAAGCGUAUUGUGUAAGGAUUGCAAUUUAGUGUAGCAUUUUUCUCUGUUGUCGACUUUGUCUAUCAAAAAAUUUAAUAAAUUUCCGCAAAACUAA